CGGCGAGGGGCUGCUGGAGCACCUGCUGCGCGGGCAGGCGUGCGCGGAGGCUCAGAGGUGGAGGAGGAGCCCAGGCGGUCGUGGUCGUGGCCCGGCCCGGGCAGCGGCCCUGGCACGACGCGGGCGCCGCCGAGCGGUAUGCCGCGCUGGACCCGGACCUGCCGCCGCACGUGUUCGGCGUCGCCGCCAUGGCGUACAAGGAGCUCUGCGACGCGGGCCGGCCGCAGGUCCUGGUCGCCAUGGGGCGCGAGGGCUCCGGGAAGGCGUGCGCCUGCGGCCAGGCCGUCUCGUUCCUGGCCGCCGUGGCGUCGCCCGAGGAGCACCUGGAGAAGAGGCUGCGGGCGCUGUGGCCGCUGCUAGAGCCCUUCCUGGCCGUGCAGCACGAGCCCGGCCGCCCGCCGGGUGGCGUGUCAGGCCCGCCGCUGCCCGCGGCCCCGGCGUCCACGCGCGCGGCGCUGUCCGUGGAGUUCGGCUUCGACGGUGACCAGUUCAUCGUCAAGAACCGCGUCUGCGUGGAGUGCCUGGAGGUCGAGUGGCUCGGCGCCGCCAGCGGCCGCAGCUUCGACGUCCUCCACCAGCUCCUCGCCGCCCGCCGCGCGGGCGAGUGGCUCGCCGCUGGCCCCCGCGCCGCCCUGGAGCGGCUGCAGGCGUGCGCGCGGCCGACGGACGCCGAUGGGCUGCAGCGCACACUGGAGGCCAUGGAGGCGUUCGGGCUGGAGCCGGCCCCCGUGCUCCGCGCUCUCUCCGCGGCGGUGCUGCUGCUGGGGCUGCUGGCGGCCCCCGCCGCGGCGGCGGAGCUGCCCUCCGUGGCCGCGGCGCUGGGGGUGAGCGCCGCCAGGCUCGCCGCGGCCCUCAGCGGUGCGCCCUCGCGCGCGGCCUGGCAGCCGGACGCGGGCGCCCUCCGGGCCUUCAGCGAGGGCGACGAGAAUCCACAUGGAGCCGAGAACCCAAUCUUCCAGCCGACGCCAGUGGAGAUGCCAACGAACCACCUGCAGAUCGAAGGCGUGCGCAUUCCAGUGGAGUUGAUGUUACCAGAAGCGUUCAGAUCCAUGGGAGGUCAAAUCCUAUCAGGACGAGCCCCACGCGGCAAUCUAGUACGACAGCUUGGCCGUGGAGGAGAGCGCCGUAAAUAAGUUGCGAAGUGAAGUGUGCAGUUGAUGGAUAUCACCCCUUCCUGAGCUGCUGUGCACGUUCAUAACUGAGCUCGCUAUCUUUGCGGAGCCAGAUGUCAUGCAUAUUGAUUUGACAUAUCUUUGCCGUGGAUGGGAUUUCUGAUGCAGAUGUCUCGUGGGCAGUUUCAAGUAUUGUCUCUAUUGAUGGGAGUUGUGAAUCUGAGGAUUAUCAGGACUUACUAGCACUGGAAAACGUGGCUUGUGCACGGCCCAGUGUUAGUGACGAAUUUCGUGCUACGUGGUAGGCCAAGGGGAUGGACCCGUGGUCUACCAUCAAGUGGUCUCGCCUUUUGUGGGAAGAAUGCUUCUCGGUGCAUCCAUAUCCAUAUUAUCUCAAUGAUUGGGAUCUCUGCAUGCAUGGAGUCUCAGUGCAUUGUGAACUCGUCCGUGAAACAAUUCAUAGAUCAGCCCUGAGGCUGCUCGCCAGGCCGCGCCCUCGUGCAGGCGAGGCAGUGCUCGCAUCUGCCUUGCUGUCGCCGCGGACGGGAACUGACUAGAGAGGGUAAGGGUUCUGCAGGAUCCCCCCCACCCAGAGCAAAGUUUCAGAAGGACUUCUGCUCUAAAGAUUGCUUCAAUGGGCAGUGAGAGAGAGAGAGAGAGAGAG
This is a messenger RNA of Prorocentrum cordatum, 1776 nucleotides long. NCBI's taxonomy places the organism in Eukaryota, Dinophyceae, Prorocentrales, Prorocentraceae. The record is from the annotation of a GenBank genome assembly.